Messenger RNA from Elaeis guineensis (African oil palm), 2367 nucleotides. The record is from RefSeq and is a predicted model, not a curated record. Lineage: Eukaryota; Viridiplantae; Streptophyta; Magnoliopsida; Arecales; Arecaceae.
GAGGACGGAGCCUGUGAGUUCUGGAGUCUGGACCACAGCUGAGCUAAGCUUCCGUUUCCGUCCUGAUUGGAGACCCGCUCGUGGGCGUGAAGCGCACAGAGGGGAAGAAAAGUACAAAACGCGAGAUCGCGGUGGCGUGCGCGGCCGGACGUGCCGGCGACACGCGUCGACAGCGUGACGCGUCCAUCUCGCCCGCCAUAGACUACGCCGCGGCUUGCCAACUCUCCGUCGCGACUCCUUCCCACGCCUUUACGGCCGGCCCGCGACUUCUUCCUCGAUCUCGGGCCCCAACACGCUCGACAAAGCAGCCAGUACGGAACCAGAGCCCCCCCUUCUCCUAUUCUCUCUCUCUCUCAGCUUGCCUCCUCCUUCUUCUUCUUCUUCUUCUUCGCGAGAGAGAGAGAGAGGGGGUGAGCGAUGGGGGGGUGUGUAUCGAGGCCGGAUGGGUGCGUGGGAGGGCGGAGGAAGCCGGCGGGAGGGAGGCGGAGGCGGCGGAGGAAGGUGAUCAGGAGGCGGGUAUCGUCCCGGAACUCGAUGGAGACGAUCGUUGAGAUGGAGAUCGCGGACGGGCCGGAUCAGGGGUCAUACGGCAACCCCGCGUUGCAAGCACGCUUGUCUGGAAGCAAUGAGGAGGCAUGGUAUGACUCGAUUGCGAUAAUAGAGUCAGACGAGGAUGAUUUCCAAAGCUUUCAGGACGAUGCUUCUUCUUUAAAUGGAUUUGAAAGCGAAGCUCGGUUGAGUGUUUCAUCUUUAAAAGAUGCCACCCAUGGAGGUUCUGCUGUCAAUGCUUCCUCCAUCUCUUCCACUGACCAACACCCCAAGGGCCACAAAUCGGGGGAGCAAUAUACAGGAAAUUCAGAGAAAAAUUAUGUGAGCCAUGACGAUGUAUCAAGCCUUUCUGUGGAUGAAGAAGCUGGUAGGGAAGAAGGGGGAAUACUGGACAAUUGUGGUAUUCUGCCAAACAACUGCUUGCCUUGCCUUGCUUCUGCAGCUCCCACGGCUGAAAAGAGGAGAUAUCUAAGUUCCAGUCCACCAAACUCAACGAAAAAAACUACUUUGAAGCUUUCCUUCAAGCGAAAGCUCGGGGAAGGACAUGCUGCUGCAACACUGUUUUCUUCGAAGGCUAUCCUUGAAAGACCACUGGCAGGUUCUCAAGUUCCAUUCUGCCUAGCGGAAAAGAAAAUACUGGAUAGCUGGUCAUGGAUCGAGCCUAGUACAUUCAGAGUCCGGGGAGAACACCAUUAUAGGGAUAAGAAGAAAGAAUUUGCUCCAAAUUAUGCAGCAUAUUAUCCGAUUGGUGUUGAUGUCUACUUGUGUCAGCAGAAAAUAAAUCAUAUCAGUCGAUUCGUGGAACUCCCCAUUUUCAAUACAUUUGGCAAGCUCCCAGCUAUUCUUGUAGUAAAUGUUCAGGUUCCAUUAUAUCAUGCUACAAUAUUUCAGAGUGAAACUGAUGGGGAAGGGAUGAGCUUUGUCUUAUAUUUUAAGCUCUCUGAAAAUUAUUCAAAAGAACUUCCAUCCCCUUUCCUGGACAGUAUUAGAAGGUUGAUUGAUGAUGAGACAGAAAGGGUCAAAGGCUUUACUAUGGAUACUAUUGUUCCCUUUAGGGAAAGGUUAAAAAUACUUGGUCGUGUAGCAAAUUUGGAGGAUCUUCCUUUAAGUGCAGCAGAGAGGAAGCUUAUGCAUGCAUACAAUGAGAAGCCGGUGCUCUCUCGUCCUCAGCAUGAUUUUUACUCGGGAGAGAAUUACUUUGAGAUUGAUUUGGAUAUGCAUAGAUUCAGUUACAUCUCAAGGAAAGGAUUUGAAACAUUUCUAGACAGGCUGAAACUGUGCAUCUUGGAUGUUGGCCUAACAAUACAGGGAAACAAAGCUGAAGAGUUGCCUGAGCAUAUCUUAUGCUGUGUUCGGUUAAAUGGUCUUGACUACAACAAUUACCACCAGCUCGCUGUGCAUUGUCCUUAAAGUUGAAAAAUCAGUGUCAACCAGCUUACUUGAAAAUGUUUGUGUUGGAGGAGUCUACACAUCCUGAGAUUAAAGAAGCUACAGGGUGACAUGCCAAAAUUUUCACUCUGUGACAUUGGAUUAUUGCCUGGCACACAAAGAGGGUGUCCAUGCCAUGGAAAAUAGCAGCAGUUCUUCAAUUUCAAAAUACUUAAUGUAUGCUGAAAAUUAGUUGUUAAGGCCAGUGGUAGAAGAGUAAGCUGAUGAUAAGUUGCAGAUCAGAGUGGUACAAAUGUUGAUGUCAAUUGGAAAUUGAUUAAAAAUAUCAUUCACCAUUUCACUAGUUAUCAAUGUAUGUUUAUUGCAGUCUUUGUCUGUGUUUUUUUUUUCCCCCACAAAAAAAGAAAAGAAAAAAGGGGCUGUUCUUAA